CUAGGGUUUAGUUCAUCCGGGACCUCUGAACUCUCAAGAUGUCAGCAGUGCAGGUUAUGGCGAUGUCGGGGGCCGCUGCGUCUGACCGGACGCCGUUUUUUGGUGCUCGUAUGCCGAUUGAGAUGAAGAGCAUGCUGCCUCAUUUAAAAUCUGUCGACAAGGGUCUCUUUAGGAAACUUCUUCAAGCUGCUGUUCGAGCGCUGGAGAACGAGGGAAUCGGUGAAGAUGAGUUUGCAGCUCUCACAUCGGACCACCCGUCACCGGAAGUGAUUAGAACAGUGUAUACGGGUCUUUUGGUUCUCUUGCAAGCUGCACUGAGGCUACCACAGUCGUCUCUCAAGUCAGACAUGUUCAAGGCAGACCUGAAAGAAAUCAAGGGGAUACCUCAAGAAUUUAUUUCUGAUCUUGUGAAGGCCGUGUUUGGUCCCAGACGACAGCAUCUGAACGAAGCGGUUAUCCAACACCGGGUUCGUCUUCCAACCCUACAGUCUUUCCGUUGGCGAGUAAAUGUGUCAAUAUCAACAAGUGCCUUGAAUCGAGUGUUGGAGCCAUCGGUUCUAGUCGAGAUGACACUAAGUAGUGGCAAAAUAAAGACUUUUGAGGUUCCUGUAUCCAAGUUUCAUGAGCUGCGCUACAACGUUGCCUAUGUGCUCAAACAGAUGGAGGAUUUGGAAAAGCGCAGUAUUUUAAAGGUUCAAGAUUAAGUAACUUGUGCAUGCUAUGUAUGGCACUUACAUACUGUA
Messenger RNA from Corticium candelabrum, 743 nucleotides. RefSeq names its product COMM domain-containing protein 5-like. The coding region runs from base 39 to 704 and encodes 221 amino acids. Gene Ontology annotation, cellular component: nucleus. Lineage: Eukaryota; Metazoa; Porifera; Homoscleromorpha; Homosclerophorida; Plakinidae. The record is from RefSeq and is a predicted model, not a curated record. The transcript has 7 exons.